AUGGACGGGGAGCUGGAUGAGGCCAUCCGCAAGCUCGCGUGGCUCAACUUCGACUGCUCCAGGAACGAGCUCGGGUCCUGCGUCGCCCGGCUCUCGGAGCUCAAGAUUCUCCUCACAAAGUUUCCUAGCCUGCCACCAACAUUUGAGAUGACACCUAAUGCAGUGGAGGAGCUGAAAUUCGCAAGGGCUGUAUACGAGUUUGCUGUUAUCUUGAGCAUGGAAAUGAAAGACCAAGAAGCAUUUGAGAGGGACUUAGUCCAACUAAAAGGUUUCUACAUGGAUACAAGAGGCAUGAUCCCACCCUCACCAGACGAAUACCCAAUAUUGGGGCUUAAUCUUAUGAGGCUUCUGGCUGGGAACAGAAUAGCCGAAUUCCACACUGAGCUGGAACUUCUGCCCCUGGGAGCCCUACACCAUCCUUGCAUCAAAUAUGCAGUAGAGCUUGAGCAAGCCUUUAUGGAAGGGACCUACCGAUUAAUCAAUGAUCGAAAAGCUGUGCCACAUGAGUCAUACCGCUACUUCAUGGACCUUCUUGCUGAAACUAUCAGAGAUGAAAUAGCUGAUUGCAGUGGUCAGGCAUAUGAUCACUUGCCAGUGAAUGAUGCCAUGGAAAUGCUGAUGUUCUCCUCUGACCAGCAGCUUCUGGAGUACAUAUCAGAGAAACAACAUGAAUGGGAGGUUCAGAACCAUUCGGUUCAUUUUCACAUGGCGAAGCCCCAACCUCGUGUCGGUGUACACUCGUUUAAGCUGAUCAAGCAAUCUCUUUGCUACGCGCUGGAGCUGGAGCAGGUAGUGUAAUUUGCAAAGCAAGGUGGACUUUGUUCUGAUGUAGGUAGUCCCUAGACAACGAUGAACUUAGACAGCCAUGUUUCGUGAUUUGCGUUUUCUUCCCUGCUGAAAUGGUGGAAUUUCUGUUAGAAACACUGCUGAUGGCUGCUCGAGGUGCUAAACUCAGCACUGUAUUUUCGUGUCAGUGUUGACCCUGUCUAAGCUAACACGAUGAAGAUAUGUUCACUUGCAGUC
Messenger RNA from Lolium rigidum, 1023 nucleotides. RefSeq names its product 26S proteasome non-ATPase regulatory subunit 8 homolog A-like. Gene Ontology annotation, biological process: proteasome-mediated ubiquitin-dependent protein catabolic process. Gene Ontology annotation, cellular component: nucleus; proteasome regulatory particle; proteasome regulatory particle, lid subcomplex. NCBI's taxonomy places the organism in Eukaryota, Viridiplantae, Streptophyta, Magnoliopsida, Poales, Poaceae. The transcript is spliced from 6 exons. The record is from RefSeq and is a predicted model, not a curated record. The coding region runs from base 1 to 798 and encodes 265 amino acids.